AUGUCCCGCGCCGUCACCCGCGCCACCAGACUAGUAACGACCAACGAUGAACUCACCCCUUCCAUCGAAGGCGUGCAAUGCAUCAUGCUCGAAGCCCAAUACCAGAACUUUCUCGGCAACCUGCAUCAAGCAUGGCUGGCCACUCGCAGAGCCACAGCCAUCGCACAAAUGCUGUCUCUCCACCGUGGACUCCCACCAUCAUCCCUAAAGACUCUCGACCCAGCCACCCGCAACACCCUAAACCCAGACUACCUGUGCUUCCGCCUCGUCGAAAUGGACCAUUACCUCUCCCUGAUGCUCGGCCUCCCACCCACCUCCCUUGAGGCACGGUAUCUCUCCCCAAAAGCCCUAGAGACAUGCACGCCGCAAGACCGCAUGCACCGCAUGCACUGCAUCGUGGCAGGACGCAUACUCCACCGCACAGACGGCGACAUCAAUAACCUCUCCCUCACCCAGGAUAUUGACUCCAUGCUCCAAAACGCAGCUGCCCAAAUGCCUCCCCAGUGGUGGCUCAUUCCAGACCUAUUACCCAGCCAUACUCCCAAAGACGCCAUCCACAACACCCUCCGUCUUACUCACCACUUCACGCACUAUCAACUCCUCCUCCGCCUGCACCUGCCCUACAUGCUCCGCUCAUCCCAAGAUACUACGGUGUACGACCAAAGUAAACUCACCAUCAUAACCGUAAGUCGCGAGAUUCUCUCCCGAUAUAUCGCUUUCCGCACCUCGGAUCCAGCGCAGUAUUACUGCCGUGGGGUGGAUUUCAUUGCUUUUGUAGCUACUACAGUGCUGUGUAUUGCGCACAUAGACUCCCCCAGCAAUAUGCAGCACGGGAAGGGAACAAUAGCCACCUUCCUCGCGCAUAGCCGACCUAGUGAUCGCGGGAUGAUGGAGCGGACACUUUCGAUUAUUGAGGAUAUGGCGGGCUCAGGGUCAGGGACGGAUGAGAUUGCGGGGAAGCUGGCAGGUAUAAUGAGACAUUUGUUGGGGGUGGAGGAGAGUGCUGCUGGGGGUGUUGGGUAUGUGGCUAGGGAGGGGGGUGAGGAUAAGAAGGGAGGAGGAGGGGA
This is a messenger RNA of Aspergillus niger, 1067 nucleotides long. RefSeq lists its product as uncharacterized. The annotation marks the transcript as partial. The record is from RefSeq and is a predicted model, not a curated record. The transcript has a single exon. Lineage: Eukaryota; Fungi; Ascomycota; Eurotiomycetes; Eurotiales; Aspergillaceae.